UAUUAUACACGACUAUAAUUCCUUUCUCGUGUGGUGUUAAGCGCGUGAGGUGCUAUUUAAUUUCGUUCAACGAAAUCUAGAUACAUCGCUUUAAUAAUUAAUAUAAUUAUUGAAUAAACAGCCAAAAUGCCACCAAAAUUUGAUCCUACUGAAGUAAAGAAAGUAUUCUUGAGAUGUGUAGGAGGAGAAGUUGGUGCCACAUCUUCACUUGCUCCCAAAAUUGGUCCACUUGGUUUGUCUCCCAAAAAAGUUGGUGACGACAUUGCCAAAGCGACCAGUGACUGGAAGGGAUUAAAAAUUACCGUUCAAUUGACAAUCCAAAAUCGUCAAGCAACUAUUUCAGUUGUUCCAUCUGCUGCUUCGCUAGUCAUCAAAGCCCUCAAAGAACCACCGCGAGACAGAAAGAAGCAAAAGAACAUCAAGCACAGUGGAAAUUUAUCUCUUGAUGAUAUCAUCGCAAUUGCUCGUACAAUGAAGCCACGUUCUAUGUCCCGUAACUUAAGUGGGACCAUCAAAGAAAUUUUGGGAACUUGCCAAUCUGUAGGAUGUACUGUGGAAGGAAGACCACCCCACGAUCUUAUCGACGAUAUUAAUGCAGGAGAACUCGAAGUUCCAGAAGAAUGAAUUAAAUACUGAUUAUUUUAUGAUUCUGGGAGUUUUGGAAAAUAAACAUUUGAAAAGUUAAA
Cotesia glomerata is the source of this 686-nucleotide messenger RNA. It is a transcript of the gene RpL12, whose product is annotated as 60S ribosomal protein L12. Bases 127 to 624 code for a protein of 165 amino acids. Lineage: Eukaryota; Metazoa; Arthropoda; Insecta; Hymenoptera; Braconidae. Gene Ontology annotation, biological process: translation. Gene Ontology annotation, molecular function: structural constituent of ribosome; large ribosomal subunit rRNA binding. Gene Ontology annotation, cellular component: cytosolic large ribosomal subunit; ribosome. The transcript has 4 exons. The record is from RefSeq and is a predicted model, not a curated record.